Messenger RNA from Eleginops maclovinus (Patagonian blennie), 981 nucleotides. RefSeq names its product protein C19orf12 homolog. Bases 123 to 548 code for a protein of 141 amino acids. The transcript is spliced from 3 exons. The record is from RefSeq and is a predicted model, not a curated record. NCBI's taxonomy places the organism in Eukaryota, Metazoa, Chordata, Actinopteri, Perciformes, Eleginopidae.
GCCGGAAGAGGAUCGCAGUGCAGGGAGUAUGCGCAGACUGCACGCGAAGAGUUAAAACUUCGACUUUUACCCAAACUGUAUAUGUCCCGGACAGGACUGAAGGUCAGUGUCUCAGCGCAGGGAUGGCUCCACGGAUAGAUGAUGUCAUGCGUCUGUGCUGUGAAAUAUCCGCUCACGAUCAGAUCAAGGUGGCAGUGAAAAACUCCACCAAAGGAGCGCUGGCGGCAGGAGGAAUGGCGUUUGUAGGCGGGAUGCUUGGUGGACCUCCAGGGAUCGCUGUUGGUGGUGCAGUGGGGGGUCUGCUGGGCAGCUGGCUGACCAGCGGUCAGUUCCGGCCCCUGCCUCAGAUCCUGAUGGAGUUGCCCGCCGCCCAGAGACAGAAGCUCUACGAUGAUAUUGUGUCCGUCCUGGACAACAUGGACUGGAUGGACGCGGCCCAGCUCGUUUCCUUGGUGAUGGGCAACGUCACUCUGCAGCAGCAGGUCACCGCGGCGCUGCUGAGCUAUGUCACUAAGGAACUCAGAGCGGAGGUGCGCUAUAAGGACUGAGUCCCGCUACAGCUGGACUCUCAGGACGGCCACCAGAGACAGUUUCAUCUGUUUGUACUUCGCUGACACGUUUGAAUCCUGGAUGUUCUCUUUCGUGACCGUGCCAAAUGAAACACUUACCUUUUGUUAUCUUUGGAGUGAUAUCUUUACUAGCUCAUGUAAAGUUCUGAGUACUUCAUCUUCUGCUGCCUAACAGGAACACACCAUUGUUCAGUCACCAUGGAAACCUUAUAAUGGACAUUUAGUGACAUUAGCACAAAUAAUGUAUGUGUACGACACAGUCGAGUCUUUUUAAACUCUUAAAAGUGUGUCUGAAGAGUCAUAUACUCAGGAAUUAAAUGAAGUGCAUUUUCUUUAUUCCCACUCUCUGUAUCAGGGUGUUAUUAAUGUACCUUGGCUCAGGAAUUUCAAAUAAAAUACACUUUGAAGCUUU